This is a messenger RNA of Hyposmocoma kahamanoa, 660 nucleotides long. RefSeq lists its product as uncharacterized. The transcript has 3 exons. The coding region runs from base 3 to 491 and encodes 162 amino acids. NCBI's taxonomy places the organism in Eukaryota, Metazoa, Arthropoda, Insecta, Lepidoptera, Cosmopterigidae. The record is from RefSeq and is a predicted model, not a curated record.
AGAUGAACGAUGUGGAACGCGCGUCGAGCGUGGGCGGGGGCGCGAGCGGGGAGUGCAGCUGCCGCGACCGCAGCGCCGCGCCCGCCGCCUCGCUGGCCGUGCUGCAGGAGGUGCACCGCGCCUACAGGGCUCGCCUCGAGGCCAUCGAGAAGAAAGGCGGCAAGAAGAAGCUCGAGUUACAAGUGGAAGCGCUGCGUGCAUGGGUGGGCGACCUGGUGGGCCAGAACACGCUGCUGGCGCAGGCGGUCGAGGAGCUCGAGCGGGAUGCGACAUCGCGUCUCCUUAUUGAACGCACCAGACACUCAGAGAUCGAGGCGGAGCUCCGUGUCGAGGUGUCGGGGCUGCGGCGGCGGCUGGCGCGGAAGGAUUCCGACCUUCGCGGGCUGGUGGAGGUGUUACGGCGGCUGCGGGAGUUCGACUACUGCACGCUCGAUGGGAUACACUUCUUUGAGGUCACCGAAUCCGAUAUAUUUGGAUCUAUGCUAUGGUGAGCGCUCGAUGAAUACAAGGCAUUUUACCGAGACUCACCAGUCUGAUAUAGUUGGAUCUUGUUACUGCGAGAUAAGCCUACAAAUAUUUAUUUGAAUUGCUGGAAUUCAUAAUUGUGAAUUUGCCAAACGGAAUUAAUACUACCAAAUGAAUCAGAUAAUUCUUAAAUAA